Molecule: messenger RNA, 3676 nt
Organism: Diorhabda carinulata
Lineage: Eukaryota; Metazoa; Arthropoda; Insecta; Coleoptera; Chrysomelidae
Gene: C3G
Product: guanine nucleotide-releasing factor 2
Exons: 15
Coding region: 148-3618 (1156 amino acids)
Biological process (GO): Ras protein signal transduction; positive regulation of GTPase activity
Cellular component (GO): plasma membrane
Molecular function (GO): guanyl-nucleotide exchange factor activity
Source: RefSeq, a predicted model, not a curated record
UAUUUCUAUCUGUAAUUUUAGGUGCAAGUGUUUGAUUUCAGUUUCUCGCAAUAAUUCAUAUCGCGUUCGAGUUUUUUCUAACGAAAUGAUUGAAUAAAAGAAAAUUAAAACAAUUCGGCGUUGAUUGAUAAAUGAAUAUAGUACGAAAUGGCAUUUUGUGACGAUUUGGUUAGAGAACCAAAUAAAAAUAUAAGAAAAUAUAGGAUUUAUCGGAAGAGUGCUAGUUUUGACAACAGGUACCCCAGACGGUGGACGAAGCUGCUUUCCGUUACUAAAUUAGAAGAUGUACCGGAAAACGAGUCUUCGUGCCCUUCUCCGUUGGCUGGUCCGGGUCCCGGGGGCCACAAAGGUUCGUUCAAGAGUAGCAACAAACUUGCGAGACGCGCCAGAUCUUUCAAAGACGAUUUUUUGGGGAAGAUAUCGCAGAUGAGGAGCCCCUCCGGUACUGGCGGAGUGCAAGCAGUCACCCCGCGAUCGCAGAGUCCCAAAGCACUCGCGUCCAAAGUCGAUCCCGAGCACAGGUUCAUAGUAAAAAGUCCCGAACAAGAAUUGGACGAACUUUGGAAACAGAUCCAGGUGGCUUUGAAGCAUUUUAGGGAUGUGGUUUCUAAGCAGAAAUUGGAAAUGCUUCCUGGUAACGGUACUAUUGUUUUGGAUACGGUGUGGCUGAUAAAUUUGGCGGUGAAAUCUUCGGUAGAAAAUACGAAUAAUGUUAAAACGGCAACGUCGCGGAUGUAUCAGAGCGUAGCGAGAUUGAUUAAAUUGUGCGACGACGUUCUUAUCGACGACAAAAGUUCCGAACUGGAUAAAGAAAACGUCAAUGAUAUCGUUCAACAAGUUGAAGAUGCUGUUAAGGAUAUCAUCACUUUGGUACAAGAAAAAGCAUCACACCAACAUAUCUCGUACAAAACAACCCCCAGAUCGUCUUAUUGUACUAAUUUAGAAAUGCCGGCACAACGAAACUCCCUUCCCGACAUCCCCCUAACACCCAGAGAAAGAGAAAUCAUCGAACAAAAUUCCGUUAUACAAAAUAAGGUCCGAAGUAGCCACAGUACGGAAUCAAUUUUAAGGGAACCGAGUCCGCCUCCUAAACCGCCGCUGCCGGAAAAUCUGCGCAAAUCCGAACCGAAUAAUCUUAUAACGCCGCCUCCGCUGCCGCCUAAAAAGAAGAAUCUCAAAAUGCAACAAUUGGUUGACGAAUGCGCGUUCGUCGAUCAUUCGCCGUCUUCCAACAGCUUCGAAAGAAUAUCCUUAAGAUCGAAAUCACCCGACGAUUCAAUAUCGAUUCUAUCGGAAAGCGCCGGCAGUAUCGAUUCCAUGUUGAAUCAUUCGUCGCGCGACGAAGACGAAAUCAAAGACAUCAUGGAUAGAGACGAUCUCUAUUUCGAGAACCAUUCGUCCGACGUGUUCGACGUAAAUUGUUCGACGUCCUGGGAGGAAUCGUCGUUGAGUUCCAGUUUAUCCAACCACAACGGUCUCGAUCAUUUAACAUCGGUCAACGAUUAUCAUCGAUUAUCGAACGCCGAUUCCGGCAUCGUUUCCGUUCGAUCGUCGAGUUAUUCGAGAAGUUCCCAGAUGAGUUCGAGCAGUUCGCAAAUUAUGACGCACGUUUCCAAAACUUCCGGUACCCAUAGGAGCGUCAAAGCGGAAACUACCGUACAAAAAACGACGCGACUUCAAGAGAGCGUCUGCCGUACCGUCAGUAGAGACGUGACGGAUUUUCUCGACGUCGAAGUACCGCCGGCGCUACCGCUGAAGACCAAGAAGAAGACCGAGCGGAAUCCUUCGCCGUACGAUAACGUGCCGGAAGAAAAUAUCGGCGAGUUGUUGGUAACAUGCGAAAGACACCAGUCCCAUCAGAGUUUAUCGAGUUGUACCAGCAAUUGGGAACAGGACGUCAAACCGCCUCCGUUACCGCCCAAAAAGAAACACAUGUUCCAAUCUGUGGCUUACUCGGUUAUGGCGUACAUGGAGAUGUUCGGCAACUGUUCCCACACCAACGAUCAAGAAUUCAUGAGACAUUCUGUACAUAUGGUUCAAUAUACGCAACCGACUGCCGGCGGUUUACCCACCACCCAAUCUUGCACGUUCACGCAAUCGCAUUCGGCGAGUCGCACGUCGCACAGUCACAUACAAGUAUUAACCCUACCAUCAAGAUCCGAUUCGCCGUCCCCCCUUCAUUCCCCCAAUUCCCAAACAUCGAAUAACGCCGCCCUACCCCCCGCUCUACCGCCCAAACAACGACGCAAACAAUCGGCGAGAACUCCUCCGCCUACCCCGGUAUCGGAACCGAAAAACUCUUCUUCUUCUUCUUCUUCUUCUUCCACUAACAAAGUAUUGCCUGAUCUAUUGGAACAUACGGCCAAGAACGAGGAGAAAUCGUCGGAGAGCAGCACGCCAUCUUGCGAAGAAGAUCUGAUGGAGAUGCUGAACGUCGAUCGGUAUUUGACGUGGAAGAAACCGGACGAAGAAGGACCGGAUAUAAGGGGCGGGCCGAUCGAUGCUCUGAUCAUACAAGCGACUAAAGCCACCAAAAAUGGAGUAUUCAUGUACCAAGAGGCUUUCCUAACGACGUACAGAACAUUCAUAUCCCCCCACGACCUCAUAACCAAACUAAUCCGAAGAUACAACCACUUCUACUACCAACAAGACAAAAAGCCCCGAUCGCGCGAAGCCUUCGCUCUAAUAGUGCGAGCCGUCAGCGAUCUAACAAGCCUCGAUCUAACCGAAGAUCUCCAACUCAAACUUAUGGAUUUCGUCCAACAGCUCAUCUCCUGCGGCGAAUUAACCCUAGCCAAGGCGCUGCGCGUCAAACACCUCCAAAGACACGAGGCCAAACAACAUUCGAUGAAAUACACGAACGUCGUCGCAUCGUUAUCGUUGCACAACAGAAAUUCGACGUUGUUGUGCUUCAAAUCCGAGCAAAUAGCCGAGCAAAUGACGCUGCUCGACGCCGAGCUGUUCAUGAAAAUCGAAAUACCGGAAGUGUUGAUUUGGGCGCAGGAACAGAACGAAGAGCGCAGCCCGAAUCUGACGAAAUUCACCGAACACUUCAACAAAAUGUCUUAUUGGGCGAGAACGAAAAUAUUGACGGCCGAUGGGAAGGACGCGAGGGAAAAGUACUUCGCCAAAUUUAUCAAAAUAAUGAAACACCUGAGGAAGAUCAACAAUUUUAAUUCGUAUUUGGCGCUGUUGUCGGCUUUGGAUUCGGCGCCGGUUCGAAGAUUGGAAUGGCAGAAACAAGUCCAAGAAGGACUCAAAGAAUAUUGCGCUCUCAUCGAUAGUUCUUCCAGUUUUAGGGCGUACAGGAUGGCUCUGGCGGAAACGCAACCGCCCUGUAUACCCUACAUAGGUCUGGUCCUGCAGGAUUUAACUUUCGUCCACAUAGGAAACAGCAAUUCCUUACCAGACGGUUCGAUAAAUUUCUCCAAAAGAUGGCAGCAAUUCAAUAUAGUCGAAAACAUGAAAAAAUUUAAAAAAUCGACGUACACGUUCAAGAAACAAGAAAAAAUCAUCACGUUCUUUCAAAAUUUCGACGAUUUCAUCGGCGAAGACGCCAUGUGGAAACUAUCGGAAACCAUAAAACCACGCGGCAAAAAAAACCACAACCGAGAUUAAAAGACUACAAAGCAAUAUAUUGAAAUUAACAAAAAAAAAUUAUAUACACUUAGUGCAA